This is a messenger RNA of Penicillium mononematosum, 393 nucleotides long. Its product is annotated as YjgF-like protein. Gene Ontology annotation, cellular component: cytosol; mitochondrion. Gene Ontology annotation, molecular function: deaminase activity. The transcript is spliced from 4 exons. NCBI's taxonomy places the organism in Eukaryota, Fungi, Ascomycota, Eurotiomycetes, Eurotiales, Aspergillaceae. Bases 1 to 393 code for a protein of 130 amino acids. The record is from RefSeq and is a predicted model, not a curated record.
AUGGCAGCUCAAGCUAAACAAAUUGUUUUAACGAACAAGGCACCCGCACCCAAGCCAUUUCUCUCUCAGGCUGUGACUCUGAAUGGCCUGGUUUAUACAUCAGGAGCCGUCGGCAUGGAUCCUACAACGGAGAAACUAAUCCCUGGAACAACUGCAGAUCGAACUGAACAAUGCCUCAAAAACGUUUCAAAUAUAUUAGAAGCCGCCGGUAGCUCCAUUGAGAAAGUUCUCAAGGUCACAAUUUUCAUCGACGACAUGGCUAAUUAUGCCUCUAUGAACGAAGGUUAUCUAAAGGUCUUUAACAAGGGAGCCAUGCCGGUCCGGACCUGUGUAGCUGUCAAACAGCUGCCCCUUGGCACAGAUGUUGAAAUUGAAGUCAUGGCGCACCAGUAG